UCUAGAAACAAACGUAUAAAAGCUAUUAGGCAUUGGGAAUUUUGUUUUAGAAUAAAAUGCCGUUGGGUAAAUACUACUGCGAUUACUGCGACAAGGAAUUCCAGGAUACUGCAGCUGCUCGGAGGCGUCAUCUUCAAGGUGUUCAACAUCAAAGAGCCAAAGCUCUUUGGUACGACUCCUUGCGCAAUCCCCAGUUAUUCAACGAUCCGGACUCGUUCGGUAAAGGAGUAUGCAAUCACUUUGUUCGAACGGGGUAUUGCCAGUAUGGGGACUCCUGCAAAUAUUAUCAUCCCAAGCAAAACUCUCAAACUGUGAACCAAACAGGACUCCCUCCAGGGGAAAAUAGUAGAGAGGGUUUUCACUCAAGUAGUCAACCUUUUGGUUCGGCCUCUUUUCCAGCAGGUGAUGUGUUCAGAGAAAAGGCCGGAGCAUCACUGGGCAAUCUGCCUCCCUCUCUAAGGCCUCCGCCUGAGGGUGGUUAUCCACCUCUCCCAUUUGUUGAGUGGGGAUAGGUCUGCCACCUCAUUUACUACUCUUGUCAGAUAUGCUUUAGAGUAUGUUGACUGAAGAUGUAGAUUGCCCAAAAUAUAAAUACUAUAUUGACUAUGGAAGAAAUAGAUGUCUACAAGUUCAGUUGAGUGAUGUGCAGUUAGAAACAGGAAAUCAAAAGUUAAUGUUGGUUUUAAUUUAAUUAUAACCUGAUUAUCCUUUUA
Molecule: messenger RNA, 713 nt
Organism: Solanum verrucosum
Lineage: Eukaryota; Viridiplantae; Streptophyta; Magnoliopsida; Solanales; Solanaceae
Product: zinc finger CCCH domain-containing protein 3
Exons: 5
Coding region: 57-512 (151 amino acids)
Cellular component (GO): U12-type spliceosomal complex
Molecular function (GO): zinc ion binding; nucleic acid binding
Source: RefSeq, a predicted model, not a curated record